AUGGACGGGGCAGGCGUCCAAUGGGGCCUCCGAGCGCCGGCCGUUGCGCCAAUGGGAGCGGCGGGAGGCGGGGAUUCCUGCCGCCAGCUGGGCACUGGGCUGCGGGCGGACGGGACGAUGAGUGGCCGGCGGCGGCGGCGGCGGAGUCCUGGGGGCGGCGGUGGAGGAGCCCCGGCAGGAGGAGAGCCGCCGGGGUUGCAGAAGAAGCAGAAGCGACUGCUGAUCCACCAGGCCCUGACCAGAGACCCCGUCGAUGUCGAGGGCCUCCGGGUGGCGGCGCUGAGCCAGGGUGGGCUCCUCACAGACGAGAUCCGCCGGAAGGUGUGGCCCAAACUGCUGGGCGUGAAUGUGUAUAGUCUGCCGCCCAAGCCAGGUCGGGAAGUGCGCCGGAACCACAAAGAUUGCCACCAGGUCCUCCUGGAUGUGCGCCGUUCUGUUCGCCGCUUUCCUCCAGGCAUGCCUGAGGAGCAGCGGCAGGCCCUCCAGGAGCAGCUGACCGAUGUCAUCCUCCACGUGCUGAAGACCCACCCUGAGCUGCACUAUUACCAGGGCUACCACGACAUCGCUGUGACUCUCCUGCUAGUCUCUGGUGAGCGCAUGGCCAUUGCUCUGCUGGAGAGGCUGUCCAUGCUUCAUCUCAGGGACUUUAUGGACCCCACUAUGGACAGCACCAAGCACAUCCUCAAUUACCUCAUGCCUAUUCUGCAGCAAGAGAGCCCUCGACUCCAUGACUUCAUGCAAAGAGCCGAGGUGGGGACCAUCUUCGCCCUGAGCUGGCUGAUCACCUGGUACGGCCACGUCCUUGCCAACUUCCAGCACAUCCUUCGCCUCUAUGAUUUCUUCCUGGCCUCCCACCCUCUCAUGGCAGUUUACUUUGCCGCUGCGGUUGUCCUCUUCCGCGAAGAGGAGGUGCUGGCCUGUGACUGUGACAUGCCCAGCAUCCACCAGCUCCUGUCCCAGAUCCCUCAGGACCUGCCUUACGAGACCCUCAUCGUCCGUGCCCACCAGCUUUUCCAGCGUCUCCCCCACGCCGAGCUGGCCAAGCAGGCAGCGCUUCAGCUCCAGAAGAGCAUCAGCAUUGGCACUUUCUCAGCCUUCCAGCAGGCUGCUUCCUGCCAACGCCCAGAUGCCAUCCUGCGCCAGCAGCAGCAGCAGCGAAACUUGACCACCAGCACGGCGGAGGAGGCAGCCGAGCACAGCCCUUUGGUGAAGGCCGCGGUCUGGGGCAUCACAGCCACGCUGGGGGCCGCGGCACUGGCCGUCACGCAGACCGCCCUGGAGUGGACUCCCGAGUUCCUCCUGCAGCUCUUCUGACCUGGAGCGCAAGACAUUGCACCCAGUGGAACUGGAGGGCCGCCUCUUGGGGGCGCCCUAGCUCUGGAGUCCCUGCACUGAGCAAAGGGAUCAACUCAAAGGCCACCCAACUCUAUGAUUCUGAUCCAAAGACUCCUGAUUCCCUGGAAUGCUCUGCAGGGCAUGGGGCAGCCAAAACGCAAGCCAGGGGCGAGUGGAAACCACCGGCCAGCUUGCAUGCACUUGCUAACAGCUCCGAUUCCCCGCAGAGAUGCCGUGAGUGUUGCAGCGCCUGGGGAGGCUGCCCAUGUGCCAAGGAGCUGGCGAGGGCUCGACCCCUGGGCUCACCACUGCCGUUCCCCUUCCCUGCAUGAGGGCUGGGGUCUCCACCUUUGUGCAGCCAGUAAUGGCUUCUCCUUGAACAGUCACAGGGAGGCUCCGGGCUUCCUUGCCCCAAAGCUGCAUUGCCAUAGGCAACACAUUCAGGGAUGGGCGUCUUGAGGUGGCAUAGCAGAGGUCAAAUUGCACCUGACCCAGGGCAGAGAGGCAUGGCUGAGGAUUAGAGUUUCAGUCCCUGGCGUUCUCCAGGAAGGGUGGGGUUCCUGGGAAAGAUCCCCCGUUUGAAACUCCAGAGAUCCACUGCCAGCCCACUGAGCUAUAGAUGGGCCAGCGUCUAACGUGGAACGAGGCAGCCUCCUGUUCAUAUCUGAAGUGGCCUGAAAGCAAUAGUUGCCUCUGCUUUGGGGUCUAGUGCCUGCUAAGUCUGCAAAGCCCUACUGUCACCUCGGCAUUUCUGGGGUCCCCUCUCUCCCCAGACGGAGAACAGCAUGAGAGCCUUGAGGCGAGGGUUCCUCAAACCUUGGGUGCUGCUACCAACAUGCUGAUCGUAUAUGUAUACAGGCUCAAGGCAAAAAUCCCAAACCUAAAGGGAUAUUUACUCUGACCAAUGCAGAGCCCAAGGGCAAUUUGAAGCAGUGAGACUAUCCAUGUUUUCAACUCACCUGACACAGGGUGGAGCUGGAUGGGCUCACACAGGCGGCGCCACUAGGAGAGAGUUUGCAGAGUCCCAUUAUAAAUGGUUUAUUUACUAGGAAGUGGAGGAACACAGGCACAGCCGUUAAACCCAAAUGAACAGUAGGGAGAGAUCUGCCUGGAAUAUGCUUUGAAUUCUUGGUUGCCGUUGGAGGGGGAGUGCUCUGUAGGCACCUUCGUUCCAUGCCUGGAUUUCAAGAGAGUCCAAUGGGGGCUCCUGUGCAGGGGGGGGCCUCUCAUUUCCCGCCUUGGGCUCCCGGCCGCCUGCCUUGACUUUCACGCACAAGAAAUCUGGCCGCAGCUCCUUGUAUACAGGGCCAGCCGUUCCAUGAGGCAGAGUGAGGCAGCUGCCUCUGGCGGCAGAUUCUGAGGAGUGGGAAGUAGCCAGAGCUGUGUGCUGUCUGCCCUGGGGCGCAGAGGGCGGCUCUGUUCUGUCACCAGGGCUGAAGUAGAGUCAGCUCCUACUCUAGUCAGAUUUUGUGCCCAGAAUAGGGAAUGCCUUGUCUUGUCCUUUGCCUUUUCGUCAUCUGGGUGGUGGCAGCCUCUCCCCCCCCCCCCCAUUUGCCAAAUGGACCAGACGAUGUGAGUAAAAACCGUGUGUGUGCAUUUAUUUAUUUUAUAUUUGUAUCCUGCUUUCCUCUGCUAGCAGACCCCAAAUGGGACUGCCUCCCCCCUGUCGAAGUGCUGCUCUGAUCGCUCCUGUCCCCGUUGAAGGUCCAGCUUCUCCCUUUACAGUUGUGGACUAGAAAGGCACACACGAAGUGGGAGUCCCGGUCCCCCCGCUGACCCCCCUACUCAGUCACACGACUUGCCUUGAAGGGGAGAACAAGGAAACACAGACUGUGUUGGGUUCAAUGAGACUUUGCUGAAAGCAAAGGAAAGCUUUAUAAAAUAAAUGCUUUUGACUU
Zootoca vivipara (common lizard) is the source of this 3233-nucleotide messenger RNA. RefSeq names its product TBC1 domain family member 20. Gene Ontology annotation, molecular function: GTPase activator activity. Gene Ontology annotation, biological process: positive regulation of GTPase activity; endoplasmic reticulum to Golgi vesicle-mediated transport. The record is from RefSeq and is a predicted model, not a curated record. NCBI's taxonomy places the organism in Eukaryota, Metazoa, Chordata, Lepidosauria, Squamata, Lacertidae. Gene Ontology annotation, cellular component: endoplasmic reticulum membrane.